Microthlaspi erraticum is the source of this 1620-nucleotide messenger RNA. The record is from the annotation of a GenBank genome assembly. Lineage: Eukaryota; Viridiplantae; Streptophyta; Magnoliopsida; Brassicales; Brassicaceae.
AUGGGUUCUUCUACAUUGGGGAGGGAAUAUCAGGGGAGAUUGUUCCCAGCCGGAAAAUCUCCUUUGCAAGAUCGAAGCUUGCAUCACAACUGCAAGUUGACCGAGUUUGGGCAACUGAAGCACUCUGUAGGAGAAGAAGUUUUCAAUGACGUUAUGAGUACAUCUCAAGUGGGAAUUAUUCUGAAGCUUGCCUCAAGGAGUUACAUGUGGUGUGCGAAGACAUGUCAUAACCUCCUAACACAUCAAUUGGCUAUUGAGUCGAGUAAUGAGAUAUGGUCACUAUUUGGAGGUCGGCCAAUUAGAACACACUUUUUUUGGGACCUGGUCGGCAUUAAAGAUGGGGAAGGACCUUCUUGGCAUGAGUUGAACGGAGUGCUUGGCAGAUGCAGCACUUGGACGUACGAGCAGAAGAGAAUGCUUGCGCUGCUGUUUGUUGUGCACAUUGGAAUAUAUGGCAUUUCUCGGUCUAGUAGGAUUUCUUUUAAGCAUGCUAAAAGGGUUCUUGUUCCGGAGUCUUUUGAGAGUUAUCCUUGGGGCAAAGUGGGAUUUAAGGAGUUAAUGAAGUCCAUAAAAGUAGCUAACCUUGAUGGGAAGACGUACGUCGUACACGGAUGUGUACAUGCGCUGUUGAUAUGGGCAUACGAGGCUAUUCCAAUAAUAGGCGAAGAGGCAGGAGGUGAUAUCAAGCUUGAUAACAUGAUUCCUGAUAUUGUUGGAGGCUGUCUGGAUGAAAGUUGCUGGGAAACAGAAGAGCAACUGUUGAACAAAAAGAAGAGGAAGAAAAAGUUAGAAGUGGUGGUAGAUAGUGAUGAUGAUUUGGUAGAGAAACCUUUGCAAAAGAUUUCAAGCCUUGCUGAUGAAGCACUAGUGAAUGUGCUUAACACUAUUCCUGAGAAACUGAAUGAGCUGGAAACGAAGUUUGAACUAUUGCAGACGAACAAAACUACUGUGGAGGAGGGGUCGACGAAAAAAAGGAAUGAAGUAGGCGAUGAAGUAGCCGAGGAGAAGGUGUAUGAUGCAGAGUCUGACACUGUUGGGGAGAACGACGAUAAGAAGGGUUGUGAAGCGACUCCGGAACCGUCGUGGCUUGCAAUAGAGGUUGAAACAUCGCAGGAAGGGAUUACUAUUACCAGAACCAUAAGAAACCCGUCAUUCGAUUAUAAGAGACCCACGCAAAGGAAGCUGGAACUGAAUGAUCCCAGUGAAAAGUUAGGAGGUGAUUCGAUGGCGGGGAAGACGCCGUUUAUAAUUCCACAACUAAGUGAUGAAGACGAUGGUUUUCUGAUGAAAGCAUUUGCGGCCAACGCACAAAAUCUGGGAAGGCAGGGAAAACAGGACAAAGCAAAGGCGACGUAUGAUCCUUUAGAGAAGGUCGAUAGAAAGAAGCAAGUUGCGCUCGUCGGAUAUGUGAAGACAUAUUUGGAUAACCCAAUCGAAAGUAGCAGUCCAGAGGCAGAUUUCUACCAAACCUUAAUGACACCAAAAAAACAGUGGGUCGUAGAUGAAUACGGCUGGCUUUCUGAUAUGCAUAUGGUCGCGGGCAUGAACAUGUUCCGCCAAAGGUCAUUGCGUAGGCCGUGUCCAUAUAGAAACGAGAAGAUUUUUUUCCUCGACCUUUAG